AUGACCGAAUCCUCUUCCGCUAAAAAUGGACUGUUGUUAUUACUUCAGGCUGCGGAAAAGAUAGACAGAGAGUCCCCUAGAAAUUGUCAUCACCCAGAGCGUUGGGAAACACGUAGCGGGUCUUCCAGACAUUUCUAUGAUGAUGGACCCACACAUUUCUCCUCGCCUUACUCAUGUUCACCUAUGCAUAGGCGGAAUGCCCCUUCAACUAGAUGUACCCACAAUGAGCUUGAGAAAAGCCGACGAGCGCAUUUACGAACUUGCAUGGAUGCACUCAAGGAACGCUUGGUGUUUGAUAGCGAAGUUCCUCGGAUAACCAUGCUUACGGUUCUACGAAAGGCCACAGCAACCAUUCAGCUUUUGCGCCAAAAGAAUGAGUAUCUUGAAGCUUGUGAAGAUGGAGAAAAACAGCGGCUUUCUCAACUACUGAAACGUCGCCAAACUCUUCGUAAAAAGAUCGAAUCAAAACGUAGCCGUGCCCUGAAAAUGAAUUGGCGCGAGCGUAAUAGGAACUAUUCCGAGUGCUCGGUCCUAACUACCUCCUCCGAAGACUCAGAGUUGGAUUAUGGAUCACGUCACUUGCCAUCAACCAUGUAUAGCAUUUUGCCGAUGCCGCAUCAACAACUCGGCACUACUGAUAAUCAUCGGUACUCGUCGCCUUGCGGGAUUUCUUCAAGUGCCGUUACAGCUCCAACUUCAGCAGCAGCAGCAGCAGCAUCGUCUGGGGAUGCAACCACAACGUCGGCGGCAACAACGAACUAUGCAGCAUCAAAAGCACACCUCUCAUACCACCGAAAAGUCAGCCAGCAUCCUUCACAGCCACCGCCGCCACCACAUCAUCCCACAGCAGCCACAGGGCUCAGUCCCACAGACGCUUACGAUGCUAGCAGCUCAGACUCAGGGUUCGAGGAGGUGAUUGCGGCUACUGCCGCCGUCGACGAUCAGCAGGUUAUAAAAAUGCUUCCGCCCGUAGACCUUUGCUUCUUCGCCGACUUGCCUUCCCAUCAUCCGAAGUUUACUCACCCAUUUUUCAGACCUGGUUCUUCCCAACACCGAUCUCUUUCUGGCAGCCACCAGGUGAGUGCAACGCCUCUCCGUAUUCUGUCGCGCGUGCGUGCCUCCUCCUGCUCCUUCACCACUGAUGAUCUCAAAUGA
Molecule: messenger RNA, 1155 nt
Organism: Mesocestoides corti
Lineage: Eukaryota; Metazoa; Platyhelminthes; Cestoda; Cyclophyllidea; Mesocestoididae
Source: the annotation of a GenBank genome assembly